AUGGCUUCCCAACUUGAGGUGUUCGUCAAGGCGCUCUCUCGCCUCCUCGGAUGGAUAUAUACGCUUUGCUGGUCUGCGUCCUUCUACCCCCAGCCUCUCAGCAACUAUCGGCGGCGUUCGACUUCUGGGUCAACCAUUGACUUCCCUACUUUGAACGUAUUGGGCUUCCUCAGCUACACGAUUUAUACAUCUACAUUUCUCUGGUCUCCUGUGAUUCGGCGUCAAUAUGCUGCUCGUCACCCUCUUGCCGAAGACCCAACUGUGCGCUUUAAUGACUUUAUCUUUGCGCUCCAUGCUAUCAUCCUCAGCAUUGCAACUUAUUCACAAUACUGGCCAAAAAUAUGGAAGUUCAAAUCCACGACCCACCAGAGAAUGAGCAAACCAAUCGCGGUGCUUUUCUGGGGUUGUUUAGCAUCCUUGGUCAUCGUGAUUGGCAUUGUUAUAGCCAAGAGCUCGGAUAAGGGCUAUGAUCCAUCGUCGUCAUGGGCAUGGAUCGAUGUGAUCUAUGCUUUCUCCUAUGUAAAGCUGGUUGUCACUGUUUUCAAAUAUAUCCCUCAAGCUUGGCUCAACUUUAAGCGCCAGUCAACCGCUGGUUGGAGCGUUGACCAGGUCCUCCUUGACUUGACUGGAGGUAUCUUGUCUCUGCUUCAACUGAUCAUCGACUCCGGUUUCCAGAAUGACUGGAGUGGCAUCACAGGAAACCCUGUGAAGCUCCUUCUAUCGAAUGUCACCAUUUUCUUCGACCUGAUAUUUAUCGUCCAACACUACAUCCUCUAUAAAGACGCCAAUGAUGAUACACACAAACGGCAAGAUCCCAGCCUUAUAACUCCUCUUCUGUCCGAGCCUGACAACCUGUCAAGGGCUGCUAGAGUUUAG
Aspergillus wentii DTO 134E9 is the source of this 876-nucleotide messenger RNA. RefSeq names its product putative L-cystine transporter. The record is from RefSeq and is a predicted model, not a curated record. Bases 1 to 876 code for a protein of 291 amino acids. Gene Ontology annotation, biological process: L-cystine transport. Gene Ontology annotation, cellular component: fungal-type vacuole; vacuolar membrane. Gene Ontology annotation, molecular function: L-cystine transmembrane transporter activity. The transcript is spliced from 4 exons. Lineage: Eukaryota; Fungi; Ascomycota; Eurotiomycetes; Eurotiales; Aspergillaceae.